CUGACCGGGCCAUUUGCAGGAGGGCGGCUCCUGGCAGGAGAGGCCCCAGGCCUCCGCGGACACCCUGAGCCUGGAACCCGACAGCAGCAGCGCCGCCUGCCGCCAGGCUCGCCAGCAUGCUGCCCCGGUGGGAGCUGGGCCUCUACCUGCUCGCCUCGCUCGGCUUCCACCUCUACUCCUUCCUGGAAGUGUACAGAGUCUCCCGAGAACAUGAAGAGGAGCUGGACCGAGAAUUUGGCCUGGAGACCAGCUCGCUGUUCAGGGGACUGAAGAAGGACCCGACGGACUUCGAGUGGAGCUUCUGGAUGGACUGGGGGCGGCGGCAGCUGGCGUGGCUGCUUCUGGGCCACGCGGCCGUGUCUCAGCUGGCCCUGCGGCUGGCUCGCAAGCACAGACCCUGGAUCCUCACCCUGUACGGGGUCGGGGCCUGCUGGCGCGUGCUGGGCGCCCCGGGCCUCGGCCUGCUGCUCCUGCACACCACCAUGGCCUUCGGCGUGGCCCAGCUGCAGCGGCCGCUGCUGUGCUGGGUCUGCUCGCUCCUCCUGCUGUCCACGCUGAGGCUGGAAGACGCCCAGGACGUCAAACGUGAGACUGACCAGCAGGAAGGCUCCCCACAGACUGGGCUUGGGGGGUCGAGGCGCCUCCAGCGCCCCGAGGGCCGUGCCACCACCGUGCCACCCCCUCGGGUCCACGUCCCGUCCCUGCCCUGCCCACAGUCACGUGUCUUACUGGCUGGGCCCCUGUGCCGGCCAGCCCUGGUGACCACUGCAUCACCCCGAGUUGGGUCCUUUGACGUGGGCCUGCACGACUUCCUCAUCAGGUACCUGUACAUCCCGGCGGGCGGGUCCCAGCGCGGCCUGCUGGGGACGCUGUUUUCCACGGCGCUGACCUUCGCCUUUGUGAGCUUCUGGCACGGCGGCCGCGACUUCCUCUGGUGCUGGGCGGCCCUCAACUGGCUGGGCGUCACCGCGGAGAGCGGCGUCCGGCGGCUGCUGGAGACCCCGGGCGUCCGGGACGUUGUGGUGAGCGGGGCUGACGGUCUGCGCCCCGGGGGCGCGAGAGGGCGCGAGUCCGAGUCGGCGCGAGAAUGCAGGAAACGGCCCCGCGGAGGCCGCGGUCAGCGCCUGGCUCCUGGACCUCGUGCCGCUGGGGCUGGGCGCGUGCGUGGUGGCGGGCAGAUGGUGGCCCCGGCCCCCCGCGUCGCCUGA
Molecule: messenger RNA, 1208 nt
Organism: Condylura cristata (star-nosed mole)
Lineage: Eukaryota; Metazoa; Chordata; Mammalia; Eulipotyphla; Talpidae
Gene: HHAT
Product: hedgehog acyltransferase
Exons: 8
Coding region: 117-1208 (363 amino acids)
Biological process (GO): protein palmitoylation
Cellular component (GO): endoplasmic reticulum
Molecular function (GO): palmitoyltransferase activity
Source: RefSeq, a predicted model, not a curated record